Sphenostylis stenocarpa is the source of this 1524-nucleotide messenger RNA. The record is from the annotation of a GenBank genome assembly. Lineage: Eukaryota; Viridiplantae; Streptophyta; Magnoliopsida; Fabales; Fabaceae.
AUGGGGAGAGUGGUGGUGGGAGUGGCGGUAGGGUUGGCAACGGUGGCUUGUGCGGUGGCGGCGGCGGUGGUUGGAGGAAGAAUAAGGAGUAGGAGGAAGUGGAAGAGAGUGGUGAGAGUGUUGAGGGAGGUUGAGGAAGGGUGUGAGAGUUCGGUUGAGAGGCUGAGGCAAGUGGUGGAUGCUAUGGCUGUUGAGAUGCACGCUGGGUUGGCUUCAGAAGGUGGUUCGAAGCUGAAAAUGCUUCUCACCUAUGUUCAUAAUCUCCCCGAUGGGACCGAUAAAGGAACAUAUUAUGCACUAGAUCUUGGAGGUACAAAUUUUAGGGUUUUGCGGGUUCAUUUACACGAUCAACAACCUUCUGUUUUGGAGCAUGAAGUACAGCAACAACCCAUUCCUCAACAUCUAAUGACAAGCACAAGCAAGGAUCUCUUUGAUUUCAUUGCUUCUUCCUUAAAGGAAUUCAUUGAGAAAGAAGAAGACGGUCCUGAACUUGCACUGGAUAGAAGAAGGGAACUUGGAUUCACAUUUUCUUUCCCUGUGAAACAAAUGUCUGUUUCCUCAGGCAUUUUAAUGAAAUGGACAAAAGGGUUUUCCAUUGUAGAUAUGGUAGGGGUAGAUGUUCCUGCAUGUUUGCAGGAAGCAUUGAUACGAAAAGGACUAGACAUGCGGAUUGCUGCCUUGGUCAAUGAUACUGUUGGAACACUAGCUCUUGGACAUUAUCAUGACUCAGAUACUGUUGCUUCCAUAAUAAUUGGCACCGGUACCAAUGCUUGCUAUUUGGAACGGGUUGAUGCUAUUAUCAAGUGUCAGGGUCUUCUUACAACAUCAGGAUACAUGGUUGUAAAUAUGGAAUGGGGAAACUUUUGGUCAUCUCAUUUACCAAGAACAUCUUAUGAUAUUGAUUUAGACUCCGAAAGCCCUAAUCCAAAUGAUCAGGGUUUUGAGAAAAUGAUAUCAGGGAUGUAUCUUGGUGACAUUGUCAGGAGAGUCAUUUUAAGGAUGUGGCUUGAAUCAGAUAUGUUUGGACCUAUUUCUUCCAAGCUUUCAAUGCCCUUUACGCUGAGGACUCCUAUGAUGGCUGCCAUGCACGAGGAUGAUUCUCCUGAUUUGAGAGAAGUAGCAAGAAUCCUGAAAGACAUCCUUGAGAUUCCUGAUGUUCCUUUGAAGUUAAGAAAAGUUGUGGUGAAGGUUUGUGAUGUGGUGACUCGCAGAGCUGCACGAUUGGCAGCUGCUGGUAUUGUUGGUAUCUUGAAGAAGAUUGGUAGGGAUGGAAGUGGUGGCAUCACAGGUGCACGUAGAAGUGAUGUGAAAAUGAAAAGAACAGUUGUUGCAAUUGAAGGAGGUUUAUAUUCUAGCUAUACAUUAUUUAGGGAGUACUUGCAUGAAGCUUUGAACGAAAUAUUGGGGGAAGAUAUUGCCAAGCAUGUAAUUCUUAAGGUCACUGAAGAUGGAUCAGGCGUUGGAGCAGCACUGCUUGCUGCCUCGCAUUCAUCCUCUGAUGUGGAUACAGUACAGUUGUUAUAA